Messenger RNA from Prorocentrum cordatum, 348 nucleotides. Lineage: Eukaryota; Dinophyceae; Prorocentrales; Prorocentraceae. The record is from the annotation of a GenBank genome assembly.
GCGCGGGAGCCGCCGGUGGCGCAGCUGGGCAGCGUGAUCGACAUCCGGCUCGGCCACCAGAACGCACCAGCAGCCACAGGUUCCGGCAAGAGCGCGGCCGCGGCGCCGGGGCCCUGGCCCUCGUCGCCGCCCCGGCAGGAGGCCGCCUGGCCGCCGAGGGGCCCGCCGCUGCCCGGGCAGGUCCGGGCCCAGGCGGCGCGCGACGGCGGCCGCGGCCUCGUGGAGGACCAGCCCCUGAGCGUCAACAGGGUGGUGGGGCCCGCGCGCCGCCCGGCAGCGGCCGCUGGGCCGCAGCAGGCGAAGCAGGAGCGCUCCGGGCUCACGCCCUCGCCGUGGUCGACGGGCUGA